GCCAAUAUUAUUGUGCGUUACAAACAUCAGCACAAACCCAAUAUACCCUCCCCACUAAAGUGGUGUAGGGUAUAAUUAUUAUUUGAUUAACCAUAAAAUAACUAAACAGAGGUGUGGUCAGUACAAGAGAGGACUAAAGAACAAGAGAUCCAGUUUGUAAUAACUUAUUUAAGUACUUAUUUGUAAGCGGACGUGAUGCAUUCAGUUUGUCAAUUAUGCGCCAAAUGUAUCUGGCAACUGUGGCCCACUAUGAAGGCAUAUAAAAAAGUUCAGUAAUAAAAAGUAACUCGUAGUAUGAAUAUUAAACUACGCAAUUAGAUUGGUGAUUUUAUGAAUAUAUACUUAUUUUUGGAUUUUAAGUAACAAUAAUAGAAAUCCAACAACUGUUGACGUUAGGCAUAUAAUAAUUGGAAAAUAAAUAAAAAUCUAAGCAAAAUAAUGCCAUCAACAUGUGAAUUUAAGUUAAACAAACCUAAUGCAGUUUAUCAAAGUGGCGACACUAUUAGUGGUGAAAUUAUUUUAAAUACAACCGCUCCCAAAGAUGUCAGAGACAUAAGCAUAAUAUUCCUUGGCGAAGCAAAUGUAUGUUGGAAAAAAACUAAAAGGCUAGGAAAAGUAAAUCAAACUACUCAUUAUGAAUCAAAUGAAUUGUAUAUUGAUAACACCACAACUGUACAUGGCGAGGGAACUCUGCCUGCAGGAAUUCAUACAUAUAAUUUUCAAAUGUUUCUACCAUUUGAAUGUCCCACCUCCUGUGAGGGCCGCUAUGGUAACAUACGCUACAGUCUAACACUUAAAAUCAUAAGAAUCUACCGUUUCGAUAAUGUAUUCAAUAAAGAGUUGAAUGUUAUUAAACCACAGGAUUUAAAUCUUAAUCCAGAUUUAGGGAUUCCCAUUCAAACUGAGGAUCUCUUUACAUUCUGUUUUUGUUUGUGUUCGAAGGGUAAUAUGAAUGUCAAACUUAAUACACCCUUUGGCGGCUAUGCCAUAGGUCAAAGUGUCAAGUACUCGAUACACGUACAGAAUCAAUCGUUGAUCGAUAUUAUUGGCUAUACCAUAGAAUUUAUUCGUAAACUUACCUUUACUGCUCAUGAACCCAAACCCAAGACUCGUGACGACGAGACAAUUAUAUAUGAAAAAACUCAUCAUGUUGAAUGUUUACGUUUGACUACUCGCAUUUUCGACGGCACAUUUCCUAUACGCCCUACAACACCCUCCACUACAGGUGAGAGUAUUAUAAAGGUACAAUAUCUACUGAAUGUUACCUUAAAUAUGGCGGGUUGUAAUAAGGACAAGAGUAUACAUAUGCCAAUAUUUAUUGGUACUAUACCAUUGACAGACAAUAUACCUUUGGAAAAUUUUCCCUUUGUUACAUGCACAGCACCUGCAGUAACAUUGGAUAAGCAAACAAGUAGCAAUUUACCAUCUUGUUAUAAGGAUUUGGGUAUUUUGCAUUUUGUCAAUAAAUAUACAUUAUUUUAUAAGUUUAUUGAUAUAUUUAUAGGUCUGCCAUUAAAGGAGUGAUUCUUGUUUGAAACUGAUAAAAAUAAUAUAAUAUGGUCGUUGUUUGUCUGCAAUGGUCUUGCUGCUUAGUUGAUCUACCUCAAAUAUAUUUAAGAACUAUAUAAGAAUAUACAUAUGCUUUGGCAUUUAUUAUAUAUUACUGGAAAUAUAUUAUUUUAAAUAAAUUAUAUUCUAUUAUA
Lucilia sericata (common green bottle fly) is the source of this 1703-nucleotide messenger RNA. Its product is annotated as arrestin domain-containing protein 17-like. Bases 439 to 1524 code for a protein of 361 amino acids. The record is from RefSeq and is a predicted model, not a curated record. Gene Ontology annotation, cellular component: cytoplasm. The transcript is spliced from 5 exons. Gene Ontology annotation, biological process: protein transport. Lineage: Eukaryota; Metazoa; Arthropoda; Insecta; Diptera; Calliphoridae.